Molecule: messenger RNA, 396 nt
Organism: Trypanosoma rangeli
Lineage: Eukaryota; Euglenozoa; Kinetoplastea; Trypanosomatida; Trypanosomatidae
Exons: 1
Coding region: 1-396 (131 amino acids)
Source: RefSeq, a predicted model, not a curated record
AUGAUACGCACAGUUUACGUCACGCUUGUCCUGUGUUUUAUUUUGAUUGCACAGCCAUCUGUGGGAGUAAUCAACGCGGCCCGUCGUCCAGAAGGCGCUUACUGCGGGGAUUAUAUCGGCAUGGUCAAGGGACGCAUCUUGGCCAGCGCAGCUUCUGAAAAGUUUGAUAUUUUGCUUGAUAUCUUUCAUGAAAAGUACAGCUGCAAAAACGAAAAAUACACCUUUGACGAGCGGACUAAACAGAUAACGAUCAUUGGUGCAACGGACCCCAAAGACUGCCUGGGCAAGGUUUUGGUGGAUAACGGGCUUUCACUCGCCGUGUCGUAUGCUGAGAACGAAAACACCCUUUAUCUGGACCUUGGCAUUGUCGGGAUCAAGCUCGCAGCGUGCUCGUGA